Messenger RNA from Coccinella septempunctata (seven-spotted ladybird), 1495 nucleotides. It is a transcript of the gene hdm, whose product is annotated as meiosis-specific with OB domain-containing protein. Lineage: Eukaryota; Metazoa; Arthropoda; Insecta; Coleoptera; Coccinellidae. Gene Ontology annotation, molecular function: single-stranded DNA binding; single-stranded DNA 3'-5' DNA exonuclease activity. The record is from RefSeq and is a predicted model, not a curated record. Gene Ontology annotation, biological process: resolution of meiotic recombination intermediates. The coding region runs from base 14 to 1420 and encodes 468 amino acids. The transcript has a single exon.
GAAUUAUCCCAAGAUGAACGAGAACAUCGCCCUACAAAGAGUAACUCUCAGAACUUUAGAACCAACCAUUUUCAAUGGACUAAUUGUUGGAGUAAUAAUUGCUAAACAAGAAACAAGACAAUUCACCGAUUCCAAGUCCACGCAAGCUGGAACCAGCAGAGCAGUAUUAAACUUUACGCUCCGAGAUUCCCCACAGGAUUUUAUCAACGUUACGUACUGGGGAAAAUUUGAAGCAAUCUGCGAGGUUGAGGACAAUUUUCACAUAGGGGAUGUUGUAGAAAUAAUCAGACCACAAAUUGUGAUCCGAAAAUUCAACGACUAUGGCGAACAAUUCCGACCCAAAGUAACGUCACCAUUUUCCCUCAUUAUGAACGAUUUAUCCAAUAUCCUGCAUCACGAAGGCGAUAACGUUAACAGAUACAAGGAAUUAUUACGCUUACCAACAAAACCACCUGGUUUUGUACCUAUUAGGGACCUCCAUAAUGGUGGAAUUUCCAUCAAAGAUACCUUUGCAGAUAUAUUAGGUGCUGUUGCUUUCGCUAGUAACGUAAGGAUGGUAAAAUUAAAAAAUGGAAGUGAAGCGCCAGUGAUCGAUGUGAUUUUGUUCGAUCAAACUCAUCAAGGAAUAAGGUUGAACAUAUGGAACAAGGAAUACGUUAGCAAAGCUGGAUGUUGGAAACCUAGAGAAACCAUAAUUUUUGUGACAGACGUGAAGAUAGAUUGGUCUGGAUUCCACAAAACAAUAGUGGCUACCUUCAGUUCGAGAUCUAUAUUAACAGAGAAUCCGAUUGGAAAGGAAGCGGAAAAUCUAGCGAGAUACGCGAAAACUGCUCGAUUGGAAGCUCCAAAUACGUGGAACCAAACAUUUGACAUACCUGACGUAGAGAAAAUUCAGAACGUGAUGAGCAUACAGCAGAUUCAAAACCGUUUAGCCAUAGGCAGAGAAUCAACGCAAAACGUUCAGUUCACUGCACUCAUUUACGCCGUUGUCACCCAACUAGAUCUAGAUGGCUACAAUCGACUUACCAAUAAGAAAUGUGGACACUGCAAAACCCUUAUAAAAUCCACGAAUAUUUCGGGAAAAUGCGAGAACUCCGUAUGUCCCGUGGGACAGAAUCAAGAAUCCGUAGAGCCGGAAUUUCAGUUUGAUAUCAGGAUGAGUAUUUCAGAUCACACGGGACACUUGAAUGACUGCAGGCUGACAGGAAAAACAGCUGAAACCGUCUUAGGUUGCUCCGUUCGCGAAUUUUUGCAAAUGUCCGAGAGCGAUAGGGGCAAAAUGAAAUGGAAAUACCUGUUGGAAAGAUGCGCCAUUCGGGUCUUCGUUUAUUUCGAUAAUUAUCAAAGGGCGAUUGUCUCAGUUCAAGGGUGCAAUGUUGCAGACAGCCUGGAAGUAGCGGAGAGAAUUCCAGUGUAUUGAUCUUCGAGGAUAAUUGAAUUAUAUCCCAAUAAAAUCGGUUUUAAGCAGUAUCACAAACUCUGUGAAACUUUAACA